This is a messenger RNA of Cuculus canorus (common cuckoo), 6224 nucleotides long. Its product is annotated as protocadherin beta-4-like. Gene Ontology annotation, biological process: homophilic cell-cell adhesion. Bases 355 to 2787 code for a protein of 810 amino acids. NCBI's taxonomy places the organism in Eukaryota, Metazoa, Chordata, Aves, Cuculiformes, Cuculidae. The transcript has a single exon. Gene Ontology annotation, molecular function: calcium ion binding. The record is from RefSeq and is a predicted model, not a curated record. Gene Ontology annotation, cellular component: plasma membrane.
CGCGAGGAUCACGGAGCGUCCGGCUCGGCGAGAGGGCAGCGCGCCGGCGGUGCCGGUGUCGGGAGGCGCAGUCCCGCCUCGGCCCGCAGGGGGGAGCUCCCGGCCAAGGCGGCGCCGAGCGGCUGCGGGCGGGGAGGCGCCCGAGCCCGGCCCGGCGCUGCCCAGCGCAGCGCAGCCGGGCGGCGGCGAGCAGCGGCGAGCGGGGCCCCGGGCCAGCCGCUGCCGGGCCGCCAGCCGCACUCGGCCCCAGGGAGCCCGCUCGCCCUCGCCGCCGCCCUCGCCGCUGCCGUGCGCCGCUCGCCGCCGAGGACCGCGAGCCCGAGCCGCCCGCCGGAGCCCGCCCGCCGCCCCGCCAUGGCGAUCGCAAGGCAAGUGCUUUGUCUCUCCGCUCUCCUCUCGCUGCCGCACGCUCGCUCCCAGCCUCUGCGCUACUCCGUAGCCGAGGAGGCGCCGAGCGGCUCGCUCGUAGCCGACGUGGCCGAGGACGCGGGGCUGUCCCCGGCGCAGCUCUCGGCUCGCCGCGCCCGCCUGGCCUCGGAGGACGGCCGGCAGCGCUUGCGCUUGGACCGCGCCACCGGCCGCCUCGUCGUGGCCGAGAGGCUCGACCGGGAGGAGCUGUGCGCCCAGGCGCCCGCCUGCACGCUGCCCUUCGAGCUGCUGCUGGCCGACCCGCUGCAGUUCCUGCGCAUCGAGGUGGCCGUGCGGGACAUCAACGACCACUCGCCCCGUUUCCCGGACGAGCAGGUCACGCUUAAGAUAGCGGAGAACAGCAACCCGGGCUUGCGUUUCGCGAUGGAGGUGGCUCAGGACUCCGAUGUCGGCAUUAACAGUGUCCAGGGUUACAGCAUCUCACCCGAGAACGAGUACUUUAGUGUUUCCUUUGGGAGUCGGGCUGCGGGGGACAAAUAUGUUGAACUGGUUUUAGAAAAGCCUCUAGACAGAGAGGAGCAGACUGACGUUGUUUUUAGUCUCAUUGCUACGGAUGGUGGCUCUCCACCGAGGAGUGGCACCACCCAAAUCCGCAUUAUCGUUCUGGAUGUCAAUGACAACACUCCAGUCUUCACAGAGGACCGGUACAUUGGUCAGAUUUUGGAAAAUGCCCCCGAGGACUCUGUCGUUCUGAGGGUGAUGGCAACUGAUCUGGACGCAGGUAUUAAUGGGGACAUCUCCUAUCAAUUCAGCCAAGAGGUGGGCCAGAGCGAAUCAGCAUUUGCAAUUGACCCUAAGAGCGGUGAAAUUAAGCUCAUCAAGGCUCUGGACUUUGAGGAAGCUGAGAAACAUGAGCUGAGUGUGCGGGCGACAGACGGUGGGGGACUCUCAGCAAUCUGCAAGGUGUUGGUGGAGAUUGUGGAUGUGAAUGACAAUGCACCAGAGCUGGUGGUGAGCUCCUUCAGCAGCUCCCUCCCUGAGAACGCGUUACCUGGGACGGUGGUAGCUUUCUUUAAUGUUAAGGAUCGUGAUUCUGGUGCUAAUGGGAAGAUCACCUGUGCGCUUGAGGACCAGCUGUCAUUCUUCCUCCGUUCGGCCUAUAAGAAUUACUAUGAGCUGGUGACCAUGAGCACACUGGACCGGGAAGAGAAAGAACAGUAUAUCAUCACUGUCAGAGCAGCAGACAUGGGGUCACCUCCUCUCACCACCACACACACCUUCACUGUGGAAAUCUCUGACGUCAACGACAAUGCACCUGUCUUCAACCAGACAUCGUACACCAUGUAUGUGCGUGAGAACAAUAUUCCCACGAUGCUGGUUGGAGUUGUCCAUGCCUCAGAUGCUGACAUUGGGCCCAAUGCCAAGGUGACCUAUUCCCUGGCACCAGUUCACACUGCAGAGCAGCCUCCCAGCUCCUUUAUUUCCGUGAACUCUGAGAACGGUCAUGUGUUUUUGUUGCGUCCUCUGGACUAUGAAGAGCUGAAGCAUGUUGAGGUCUUGGUGAUCGCGUCUGAUGCAGGGUCUCCUCCUCUCAGUGCCAAUGCCACUGUCCGCCUUGUUGUGCUGGAUGAGAAUGACAAUGCCCCACUGGUGCUGCACCCAGCCCAGGACAGCAGCCCAGCAUCCAGCGAGCUGGUGCCCAUGUCAGCUGAGGCGGGGUACCUGGUCACCAAAGUGGUGGCUGUUGAUGCUGAUUCUGGGCAGAACUCAUGGCUUUCAUACCACUUGCUGAAGGCCUCUGACCCUAGUCUGUUUGUGGUGGGUGCCCAAAGUGGGGAGGUGCGUCUGAGGAGGCCAGUGACAGAGAGAGAUGCAGUGAAGCAGAAGCUUGUCAUCCUGGUGCGGGACAAUGGGCGGCCACCACUGUCAGCCACGGCAGCAUUGAGUGCACUCCUGCUGAAUGAUUUUUCGGAUGUGCGCCUGCCACACAGCAACCUGACCAUGGAGGUUGAGGACAACCCCCUGACAACCUAUUUAAUCAUUUCCUUGGUCUUUGUCUCACUGCUCUUUCUUGCAUCCAUGGCGGCCUUCAUUGCUUUCAAGAUGUGCAAGAGAAAGGAUCUGAAGGAUGGCCAUGUGAUUUAUGCUGCCAACAACUUGCAGAGCAGCCUGGCUGAGGCAGCCUCUGCAGGGACCCUGCCCCAUCCCUAUUGCUACGAGAUCAGCCUCACGACGGGCUCUGGCAACAGCGAGUUCAAGUUCCUGAAGCCCAUCCUGCCCAACCUGCCACCACAGCGCUGUACUGUGACCGGGGGCUCUGAUGGUGAACAGGAUUUCCUCCAUGGCACUCUCACCAUGGAGGACAUGCUUCCAGAGAAUGCAGGGAUGCUCUCUGCAGAACAGUUCAAUAGUCUUUGACUAGCAUGGUAUCAGGACAGCCAGCGUCUUCAGGACUCACAAUAAGAAGGCAUUCGCCCUGCAGCAUGUGACAAUGGUUUCUGCAGUUUUAAUCUGCAUUUGCAAUUGGCAUCAUUGUUUUCCCUGAAAUUGUAUGUAAGAAAUUAUGUUGUCUCCCCCUCAAAAGAUCAAACAAAAGAAAAUUCCCUCCUAAGACAGGUUACAAUGUUUCAGUACUGUUACAGCCAUGCAUUCAAUUCUUUAGGAAGGGGGUUCAUUCCAUUGCUGCUGAACCAGUUCUUAUCUCCCUUGCUGCUGGCUGGGCUGUGGACAUUCUCUGCUGUAUUCUUUGCUGUAAUAUGAUUAGAAGGUAGGGCAGACAAUUCAUAGCCUCACUGAAAUGCAUAUAUUCCUUAUUCUGAGUCAGAAAAGCAAGCAAGUUGUGAGUACUGUGUUACAACCUUAGGCGUGCCUGGGGCUGUUUCUUCUGUGGGUUCUGGGUAUCUAUGUUUGAGAUGUGUGGGCUCCGUGUGUUUUGCCUUCUGAUCACUCUCUCUGUCCACCCAGCAGUUUUGUGACUGCGUAUGCUGCACAAAGUCUGCCCAGGGAAGCAGGUACUGGCUGACAUCCAGGAAUUGUGGAAAGCUGUCUUGAUCUGCUUUUAUGGGUUUGUGUUAGAGCAUUACCUUCUCCUUUUUGCAUUUUCUCCUUCUACUCUGUGAACUGUGUUUGAGCACUUUCUUGCCUCUUCCUCUAAAGAGGGACUGACACCUCGUCUAUAAUACUGUAUUUUCUCACUGGCCUGGAGUAUUCAGAAACUCUCCCAUUGUGUUGUGCUGCAGUUACAAACUGUGCUGUUGUAAGCCGGGAUGCCGUUAUGUGUAGAAGUGAAAUAAAGAGAACAACUGAAUUGCUUGUGUGGAGACAGCAUUCUUUGAAGAGAUGUUCCUUCUGGGAAAGCUCUGGUCUUCCAAAGGCUGUGCGUAUCUUUUUCCUGUUUUCCCUUGACUGAGCUAAGGUCAAGUGAGUCCAAUUCUUCUGUUUCAAGGCACAGUCGGUAGAGCAUUCAGAGAAUUUGUAGGGCACAGGGUUUUUCUGGCAGGCAUCUGUGGUUCCAGGUAGAUCAAGUUCAGGGAAGGCUGGUCCGUCCCCGAACAGGGACCCAGUGUGUGCAAAGGCCUCUGCAAAGCAGUGAGGUGGUGUUUGGGUGUCUUUUCCAACUCUCUUGACAGCUCCAGCUGCAGAUGACAUCUGUGAGGUUUUCAAGCACCCAGUGUUUUGAUUGUGAAUGUUUUGAGGGAUGGGUUGCAUAAAGACAGUAUUCAUCUUCCUUUGCGUAUAUAUUUAGGGGAGCAGCAAGAAGUGGGAAUUUAGUGAGUGAAAACUGCUUCUAGGAGGCUUUUCUCAGGAAAUGCUUAGAACCUUCUACACAGCCCUCAUAAAAGGUAAGUCCUGUGCCAAGGUUGCUGAAGUGAUGCUGAGUGGAAAAACGUUGUACUUAGGAGGACUAAGUGACCAAAAAUCCAGAUAUUCUGGAAAGGCCCGGGAGUUUGCUGUGCUGUGUUGUGCUGCAUAAUCCCUGGUCAGCAACAUAAAUUCAGCCAGCUCGCCGGAACCAUGGAGCCUGGAGGCAGCACCCACUUGCCACUGCCAGAGAGAAAGCACGUGCAAGCAAGUCUGCAGGUGGACGUCUUUAAUGUAACACCAGAAAUGAGGAAUGGAAUUGCUUUCUUGCAGGAAAGUCCUAAAUGGGAUUGCAUGACAGUAACAGGAGCACUAUUUCUGUUCUGUGACCGCGGUCUGCAUGGCGUGUUGUGCAUGGCUGGAGUCCUGUGUGAAGCUACUCUGCUCAGUGUUCCCUUCAUCUAAAGGGACAGAGGAUUAUCUAUGCAGACCUCUUCCACUAGUGUGAGCGAUAAUGAACAAGAUGUGAAUGACAUAUGAGAGAGUGGCUUUGUCACCCAUUGAGAUCCUGAGGAACCAGCACCUCUUGGUCUAGAACAGCUGCUUUUCAGGUCAAUUCAGCUUGAGGCUUCAGGUGUCUGAUGCAUCUGGCUGUUUGCCAGCAAGCUGGUGCCCAUGUCGGCUGAGGUGGGGUGCUUAACCACCAAAGUGGGGGCUGUUGAUGCUGAUUCUAGGUGGAAUUCGUGGCUCUCCUACCACCUGCAGAAGGCCACCGACUCUGGUCUGUUUGUGGUGGGUGCCCAAAGAGGGGAGGUGCGUCUGAGGAGGCCAGUGACAGAGAGAGAUGCGGUAAAGCAGAAGCUUGUCAUCUCUGAUGCCACCGACAAUGUACCUGUCUUCAACCAGACAUCAUACACCAUGUACAUGCAUGAGAACAGUGUUCCCAUGUUUCUUAUUGGAGCAGUCAGUGCCUCAGAUGUUGACGUGGGGCCUAAUGCCAAGGUGACCUAUUCCUUGGCACAAUCCCACCCCUCAGAGCAGCCUCCCUGCUCCUGCAUCUCUGUGAACUCUGAGAAUGGGCACAUGUUUGUACUGCGGCCUCUGGACUAUGGUGGGUGCCCAAAGUGGAGACGUGCAUCUGAGGAGGCCAGUGACAGAAAGAGAUGCGGUGAAACAGAAGCUUGUCAUCCUGGUGUGAGACAAUGGACAGGCACCACUGUCUGCCAUGGCAGCACUGAGUGCCCUUUUACUAAAUGACUUCUUGGAUGUGCGCCUACCACACAGCAGCCUGACCACAAAGGAUGAGGAAGACUCUCUGACUACCUAUUUAAUCAUUUUCUUGGUCUUUGUCUCACUGCUCUUCCUCGCAUCCAUGGCAGCGUUCAUAGUUUGCAAGGUGUGCAAAAGAGGAUCUGAAGAAUAUGCAUGUGAUUUAUGCUGCCAACAACUUGCAGAGCAGCCUGGUUGAUGCUGCCUCUGCAGCUACCCUGCCCCAUCCCUAUUGCUAUGAGAUCAGCCUCAUGACAAAAUCGGGCAACAACGAGUUCAGAUUCCUGAAGCCCAUCCUGCCCAGCCUACCACCACAGCGGUGUGCUGUGGCCGGGGACGCUGAAAAUGAGCAGCUUUUCCCCCAUAUUCCUCUCACCUUGGAGCAUGUGACACCAGAGAAUGCAGCGAUGCUCUCUGCUGAACAGUUCAAUAGUCUUUUCUUUAUCUAGGAUGGAGUCAGCACAGCCAGAGGCUUCAGGCCUGGUGACAGGAAGGGAUCUGUCGUUAUGUUUCCUGCAGAGUUCAUCUGCAUUUGCAAUUAGCAUCAUUGAUUUCCCUCAAAUUCUAACUCAGAAGAAAGGUUGUCUCCCCCCCUAAAAAAAACAAACAAAACAAAAGACACCCUCAGUCAGGUAACAGUGUUACCUGAAUAAGAGAGCCUCUUAUUCCGUGCUGUAACACAACGUCAAGGUCAGGCUGACAAAUCAAAUCCUCAAUGAAAUGCGUGUAGCCAUCGUUGUGGUCAGGAAAUGACGGAAGUUGCGAGUACUGUGUUACAACAUGGU